UACCAGUCUAUUUUCCACAAGUGCUAUAGUGUGACGUGAAAAUUGUUAUCAGAAACAUUGACAGCUUCAAGAAAAAUGAAGCUGAUACCAUUAUUCAUUUUGACGAUAAGUCUAGCUGUGGACAAUAUAGCUCACGAACAUUUCACUUUUCCACCACAAUUCCAAUCUAAUAUGUUUACAUCUGAAAAAAAUCCUUACUUACCCCCAGAGGCUCAUACUCCUCAUCCAUAUUUUCAAAUGAAUAAUAACAUAAAUAAAUUGCAAUUCCCUUAUCUUCCCCCGACCGCUACAAAGGCUCCAAUGGGAUACCCUUCACCAUUCCCUAUGAUGAUGUCUUCAACAAUAAGACCUAUUAGAAUCGAAGAUGAUGACGAUGAUGAAGAUAAUAAACCAACAACAGCGAGGUCGGUUUCCUUAAGGAACACAUAUAAUCACACUGGAAAAAUGCCUAACCAAAUGGCGGAAAGAAGAGAAAUGAGACCCCCACCAAAGAAUUUUAUACAUCCCAUUGAUAGAAUAGAUACGAAAAUGCCUUUUCAAUUUAACUCCAACCCUGAAUCCUCAACGCAAAGUGCACCAACGCAAACGAUGACACGCAGUAUAAACAUAAUGGAUUUCCAUCGAGAUCACUCUGUGGAUCAAAUGAAAGCAGCUAGUUUUCAAGGCCCACAAUAUGUGCCGCAGCCUGGUGUAUUCAUCUCUUCUACAACAGAAACUGCGAUACCCAUUUUACGUUUAUCAAACGAAAUGGAUUUAGAUGGGAGCUUUAGUUACGAGGCUUUAGGAGCAGAUCAGACCCAUUACGUGCAACAUAGUCGCAUGGAAAAUGCAGGUACUGGCAAAGACGAGCAAGUUGUUGAGGGAUCAUACUCGUAUGUGGGAGAUAAUGGAAAGACAUACACGGUUCACUAUAUUGCGGAUGCGAAUGGUUUUAGAGCAAGUGGCGAUCACUUGCCGGUUGCACCGCCGAUUCCUGAAAUUAUUCAGAGAGCAAUUCAGUACAACUUAGUCGAAGAAUCGAAGAAACCACCGCAUUUAAAAUCAUGGAAUGGGGAACAACAAGAAAACGAAUUAAGCGAAAGUGAAAAACGACAUCAGUUCGCUGUCUCACCGCCGCGCCUUAGUAGUCUAUUUACAGGAAAAACUCCUGAAUCAUUCUCGCAUAGUUUUUCACAACAGUCGAACACACAAAAUAAUUUAGUAGCCGCAGCUAGUUCACAGAGUCCGGUUCAAGCGUCCAUUAACUUCGCAGAUCAAAUGCAAACUAAACAAAACAGUGGAACAAUUUCCCCACAAAUAACUUUUCUGGCUUCACAGGGUGCUCACGUUCCGUCUGUAAACGCGCCUGAACCGAUAAAUAGAAUGUUCACAACUGAAAAAUCAACAAUGCCUCAGUUAGUAAAUUACGAAGCAAACAUGAAAGAGUCCGAUCAAGAAAGUAACAAGGCUUUGUGGAGGUGGCAGUACGGUAUUAAUGCCAACGGUAAUCAAAAUAAUAACAUAGAGAAAAACUCCAUAUCGAGAUCAUUCGGCACAGAUGACAUUGUUAUUAACUUCAAUGAUAUGACUCCCGAUCAGUAUACAACAAUGAUAAAGCAACAACUAGAACCAAAUAUAAAAGAAAACACGGAAAUGACGCAAAAUCUAGAUUCAAAAGACAUUAGUUAUUAUUCUGAUUACAAAAAAUAUUCAGAAAAUGAUUUUAAUAAUUACUCUCAAGAGAAUUUAAAGGCUGACAACGCUAUAAACAGCGAUGAAAAACAAUACUCAACUGAAAGAGUUGCACCUUCGAUUAAUCAAAAUAACUGGCAUCAAAACCAAAUUGACACAAGGAAAAAUGAUCUUCCCAAUUCUGAUGACGACGUUAACCAAUUACAAAAUGAAGACACCCAAACAUCUAGGCCAACACUUAUUACGCAACAAAAAUUUAUUCCUCAAAGUCAAACGGUAACACAAAACUACAAUUAUGUUGACGACAAUUUCGAAUCUAGGAGAACCAGAAUAUUAAAUACUGCUUCAUCGAAUAUUCAUGAAAAUAAAUUGACUGUUUUACCUUUAAAUUACUACCCAAAUUCAGACCAUAAGCACAAUGUAAAGCAUGGCAUUAAAACCGAAUCGGUAACUGCAGCUGUCACUUAUGAACCACCCACGACCACUGUUAAAAUGUUUGACCAUUCAACAAAAGGCGGUAACAUAAAAUUCACCGACUUUAUUAUACCUCAAAAUGAGAAUGAUUUCAAACCAGUAUUUUCAUUUACGGAACCCUUAACUGAGCCUACUACUACUACAACCACAACAGAAAUAAACAUUGAACACGCAAUUGAAGAGAACCUUUUCUUAAAAAAUCUAUUUAGAAAUCAUAAAAAUGAAGCCGAUGUUAACAACAAGAUAAGAGAUGAAAAUAAUAACAAAAUAAAUCUUCAAGUUAAGCCGAUUGAAACGAGAGUCGAGAAACAGCCAAAAUAUGUAUAUCAAACUAAACUGCUCAAUGAAGUCAAAGCUUUAAAGAAAAAGCCUGUGGACAUAGCCGAUAUAUUAAAUUACAUAGCUAAGAAUCAGUUUGAAUCUGGUAAAUUAAAACCGGCGACAAAACAAGUGGCUAAUAACAUGAAACAAAAAUCUGAAACGCUUUACUAUACUCCUGAACAAGAUAUUGAUGAUGAAACAGUCAACCGACACCAGCGUACACAGCCACAGCAAGAAGAAUUACGUGGUGUUAUAAGAAAUUAUAAAGUCCUUCAUCGAAACAAUAACUAUGCCAACGUAGAACGAAAUGAAAACGAUGAUAGAUUGAAAAGGAAUUUAAGUCCACCGCCUUUAAGAUCUGUAAAUCUACCUCCUUUAGGACGCGCUGGCCCAUCAAUGAAAUCUUACUUGCCUCCGAUUUACAUAUAAAUAAGAAAAUUCUGUGAUUAGUUUAAUUGGCUUCGUAAAUUUUAA
This is a messenger RNA of Spodoptera litura, 2940 nucleotides long. It is a transcript of the gene CPR20, whose product is annotated as cuticular protein RR-1 motif 20. The record is from RefSeq and is a predicted model, not a curated record. Lineage: Eukaryota; Metazoa; Arthropoda; Insecta; Lepidoptera; Noctuidae. Gene Ontology annotation, cellular component: chitin-based extracellular matrix. Gene Ontology annotation, molecular function: structural constituent of chitin-based larval cuticle.